AUGUCUGCAUCACACCCUUACGUCCUCGAUAACGAUGACGACAGGCCUAUUGACAAUGAGGAGAGCGAAUUUGAUCUAAUCGACUAUGACUCUAACGAUGACGAGUCCGAGGUUAUUUCUCAUAAUCCCUGUGCCAGCUCGACUGCCUCUGGACCCAACCUUGCAAGAGCUUCCUCACUUCAGCACCCAGAAGUCUUGAUAGAAAGCUACCGCUUGGGCAAAGGUUUAGUUAUUAGACCAGAGCAAACAGUCGAGCUGCAUGACCACUUGACAUAUGAAGUCAAUAUCAGGCAUAGUGGUGAUUUCCUCCGCGUCAAGUACAUCAUCAUGAACUUGGAGACGGAUGAGGUCCGGCUCCGUGGUUAUCGAAUGCGACGCGUCAAAUACCUUGGCCAGUUGUUUGACUGGAAGUUAAAUGAGCUCGCAAUGGUACUGCGUAUCAAGGAACAAGACGACCGCACUCCACUCGUUGCUGGGCUGGAAGAUGUCAACAUCGAUGAAGUUUACCGCAUACGCGAUUGUACGCUAACUAAUAAGCCGUACCCCUUCCUCAGUUUCCGGACUAGUGGCAGAUUGGCUGUGCCUGUUGGCAUAAAUCAGGAAGAGAUUAAACUCCAAAUCUUCCAUGCAGGGAGACUCACUUGCAGAGUUAUCAACAUACAAUACAUGAACCAACACGGCAAAUCAUACAGUGGCGUUGUCCGCUAUCUCUAUGGAGAAGAGGCAGACAAACUUGGGAACGUGGAUCAGUUGACGCAAGCCGGUGCAUCUCGAAAGACAGCAAUAUCUAUCGGAGUUGAGGAUGAUGAUUGCGUAAUUGUUACGAAAGAUUGCUUUACUUCUAGGAACAGGAAGCGUCGUAUGCGCGCCGAUUCUUCUGGUUUGGCCACUCCAAGAAGCAAGGCCACAUUCAGUAGCAAGAGAGACCAACUGACCUAUGGAGACGUCUAUUGUGGCGUCGGUGGUGCAUCUCAAGGCGCUUUGCAAGCGGGGUACUCAGUUGCUUGGGGGUUGGACAAAGAUGAUCGCGCUGUCGAAGCUUACAAGCUGAACCACCGUAGUGCUUAUGCGUUCAAGAUGGAUGCACACAAUUUUCCGCCACCAGGUAUCAGCAAGGAGGCAUGGAGGGUAGAUGUCCUUCACCUUUCACCUCCAUGCUGUUAUUGGAGUCCUGUGCAUACUCAACCAGGACCGAAUGACCAAGAAAAUUAUGAAGCCUUAUAUACGGUUGGCCCAAUCCUGAAGAAAGUCAAGCCUCGAGUGGCAACACUCGAGCAGACCUCUGGUCUAUUGACGAGCCGAGCGCAUAAACGUAACUUUUUUACGCUGCUCAAUGACAUUGGCCAUGCUGGAUACGACUUACAAUACAAGAUCCAAGACUUGUCAGAAUUUGGUCUCGUGCAGCAACGUAAGCGGCUUCUUAUCAUUGCUGCUAGGCGUGGGAUGCCUUUGCCACCUUUCCCGAAACCUACACAUGGGCCUCCUGGUAGCGGCCUGAAGCCCCUUGUCUCCAUCGCAGAUGCGCUCCUGCCACUGAGACAACUUGGGUAUGAAGCCGCUACCGAUCCUUACAACCAACCUCGAUUCUUCGCUUCCCCUAGAACACCCUAUAACAUGAAUUCACAUCUGAAAGGCUGCAUCACCACAGGAGGUACUACCUCAUAUCAUCCCUCUGGCACACGACCGUUCACCGCAAGAGAACUUUCGCUCUUUCAAAGUUUCCCGCCUAACUACCAAUUUACUGGAUCGAAAAGUGAGGCGACGAAACAAGCAGGAAACGCAUUUCCACCUAUAAUGGCUGAGGCUUUGUACCGCAGUAUAGCCAAAACUUUGAAGGCAUACGACCAGGACCUGAUUGGAGCGGGAAACGUCGAAGAGCUUUGCAGAAAUGGCGAAGAGAUCAUCAACUUACUCAGUGAUGACGAUGACGAUGAAGAGAUUGAGAUUCUCAGUGACUGA
Molecule: messenger RNA, 1959 nt
Organism: Bipolaris zeicola 26-R-13
Lineage: Eukaryota; Fungi; Ascomycota; Dothideomycetes; Pleosporales; Pleosporaceae
Exons: 5
Coding region: 1-1959 (652 amino acids)
Cellular component (GO): nucleus
Molecular function (GO): methyltransferase activity
Source: RefSeq, a predicted model, not a curated record